GGAAGUUGUAUUUUUUUCUGGCUAACUUGAAAGAUUCGACGUAUGUGAAAGUGAAACUAAAAUGAACCUGGAUUUGCAGGGAAAACCACCAUCUGAACUCACUUUAGUCGGUGUGUUAACAGCAGAGAGUAGUUUCUGACACAGAGAGACAGAAAACCAUGACGAACAUUUCUACUAUUUAUAAACUGUCCCUGGUCGCUGUUACCUGCUUCAUCCAAGCCUGCAGCAGCAGCAGCAGCAGCAGCUGCCCGGUGUUGGAGUGCUGGUUUGUGCAGGAGAAGGCCGGGCGAGGAGGAGGUUUAACUGCAGCUACAACCCAGGAGAAAUCCCUGCUUUACAUCAGCACAGACGCCAACAGCCACAGCUCAGAGUCCCAGCGAGCUCCAUCCGACAUCAGCCCUGACAGAGUCUACUUCAUUACAGACCCAGCUGCCACUCUCUGCCACCACUCUCUCAGCCCUCCCAGAGGCUCCAUCCAAAAGCCCCAGUGUGAGAUCAACCCCUUCCUGCCGCAGCCCUCCGACCUCAAAUGGGUUGCUCCCCUCACAGACUCCGCCUUCAGCCCCGUAUACCUACAAGCUGAUUGGUUUUCAGCUGCGCUACAUGGGAUCAACAAAGAGCGGGGCAUUUCGAAUAUCAUGCGUGCUCCCACAGCAACCAAAGAGCACAAUGUGAUCCUGAGUGUGACCAGUAAAACGGUCUCGGUGCAGGCCAGACUCAGGAAGCCGGUGCUGCUGGACUGUGGCUUCUGGGUCGACCCUUCUUCGCCUCUGUCCGGGUUGGGUUUCGCCGUCGAGUGGCGUUACCAGUUCAGAGGCAACGGACGACUUGUUCUGGCUUACGAUGGCAAGACAGACCGCCUGGCUGACACGCAGGAGGAAGGGGCCACGCUGGACAUCGAGGGUUUGCAUGAGAAAGGAAAUGCAUCCCUGAUCCUGCAGGAGGCUAAAGUGCGUCACUCCGGGACGUACAUUUGCACAGUGUAUCUGCCCUACCUCCUGGCUCAGGUGGUGCUGGAGCUUGAGAUUGUAGAACCUCCAUCCCUCUCCAUCCACCCCUCCCCUCUGCCCCUCGCUGUUCCCGGACAGACCCUGACCGUCCAGUGUGAGGCGUCCGGCUUUGCCCCCCUCUCCCUGGAGCUGAGCUGGGAGUUUAAAGGCGCGGACGGGAAGUCCAGGGCCCUGGGAGCCGGCAGCGUAACGGGCCACAGGCAGGCCUGGGAUGGCACCUACAGCCAGAGCUCCCGGCUGGAGCUCGACACCUCUAAAAUGGACCUGGGCAGAGGAGGAGAGCUCACCUGUGUGGCUGUCCACCCUGGAGGCACGAGACGGGCCAGCACCGCCCUCAGUGUCAUCGGGUUCAGUACUCCCUCCAUUGAGGACUCGAUGGCGAUGGUCGGUGUGGCACUAGUGCUCUACGGUCUCAUCAAGUUUGUCUCCUGGACAUUUAUCAGCUCAGGCUCCGAUGAGGCUGAUAAACAGGAUAAGAAAGAGAAGUAAAGAAGAACGAAGUCAUCUGAUGAGGAGGUGUGAUGCUGAGCCACCAAACCUGUCUGUUCUCAUCUCCUACAUGAAGGUUUCAGGACUGUCCUCCUGUUGAUGACAUCACUUACGUCUGUCUUUGUGAUAAAUCUCUGUCAGCAUUUACUUUCAGAGGUUUUUUUUUUUCAGAUUCGGUGGGACGCCUGCUUGAGCUCACACUCAUUCAUUUCUGUUUGAACUGUUGUUUUCACUAUCUUGCUCAGCUAGUAAUAAUAGGCAGGAAUUAGGUUGCAGGGAGAUUUUUCUUCUUCUUCUGUAAAGUGAUGUAUUGACGUAAUGUAUUGGCCUCCCACUGUUUGUAUACUGUGCUUUUACACAAACACUGGAGAAGACCGAGAUUAUGCUCCCUGUGCUCACGAUCCAAAGAUAUCACCACUGAAAGAGCAGAGCUGUGUGUGUGUGUGUGUGUGUGUCAAUCAAUGUUUUACUAAACUUUCCAAACUUGCAAACUGAAUCCUGUUUUUGUAAAUACGUGACCCAUAAUGUAUGUAUAUGUAAAUUUUAUUUGUGCAUUGUGGCGGUUUUGGCAUCAUAUGUUGCUUAAUUUUAUUUUAUUUUUAUUUGUGUGUGUGUGUGUGUGUGUGUGUGUGUUGUGCAGACUAUAGUAGGAAUGAUGCUCUAUCCAUUUGUGAACUGAGGUGACACCCUGGGCUAAAUCAAAAAUAAAACAGAGCACAUAAUUCUACUUCAUAAUUCAAGAGAAAAUUCAAAAUUUAUGUUGAAAUUUUAAAAUAUUUAAAAUUGAUAAUUGAAGUCUCCAUUGUGGACACAAUAAAAAUAGUUCUUAAAUCA
This is a messenger RNA of Seriola aureovittata, 2333 nucleotides long. It is a transcript of the gene tapbp.1, whose product is annotated as TAP binding protein (tapasin), tandem duplicate 1. Gene Ontology annotation, cellular component: membrane. Bases 159 to 1499 code for a protein of 446 amino acids. The transcript has 8 exons. The record is from RefSeq and is a predicted model, not a curated record. Lineage: Eukaryota; Metazoa; Chordata; Actinopteri; Carangiformes; Carangidae. Gene Ontology annotation, biological process: antigen processing and presentation of endogenous peptide antigen via MHC class I.